This is a messenger RNA of Elaeis guineensis (African oil palm), 1534 nucleotides long. Its product is annotated as BTB/POZ domain and ankyrin repeat-containing protein NBCL-like. Gene Ontology annotation, biological process: induced systemic resistance, jasmonic acid mediated signaling pathway; regulation of DNA-templated transcription; plant organ development. The record is from RefSeq and is a predicted model, not a curated record. Gene Ontology annotation, molecular function: transcription cis-regulatory region binding; protein binding. Lineage: Eukaryota; Viridiplantae; Streptophyta; Magnoliopsida; Arecales; Arecaceae. Gene Ontology annotation, cellular component: nucleus.
AUGAGCUCGGAGGAGUCCCUCAAAUCCCUCUCUGUGGACUACCUCAAUCUCCUCACCAAUGGUCAGGCAUUCAGCGACGUCGCAUUCAGCGUUGACGGCCGCCUCGUCCACGCGCACCGCUGCGUCCUCGCCGCGCGCAACCUCUUCUUCCAUCGCCUCUUUUGCAGCCCCGACCCCCCGCCGGGGAUCAACCUGCUAGACCUUAACCGCCACGACCACCACCACCAGCUUAGCCCUCGCUCCCCCUCUGGGCCGGCCACGGGGAGGGUGGGUGUGAACGCCGAGAUGGUGAUCCCGCUGAAUUCGGUGGGCUACGAGGCGUUCCUCCUGCUGCUCCAGUUCCUCUACAGUGGGCAGGUGACUGUCGUGCCGCCGAAGAACGAGCCCCGCCCUGAUUGCAGCGAUCGUGGCUGCGGCCACACCCAUUGCACCUCCGCCAUCGAUCUCGCGCUGAACACCAUAGCCACCGCCCGGGCCUUCGGUGCCCAGGAGCUUGCCUUGAUCACCCAGAAGCAAUUGGAGAGCAUAAUGGAGAAAGCAUCCAUCAAGGAUGUGAUGAAGGUCCUCACGGCCUCACACAACCAGGACAUGCACCAGCUCUGGACCACCUGCUCCCACCUCAUCGCCGAUUCGGGCCUCCCGCCGGAGGUCCUCGGCAAGCAUCUCCCCAUCGAAAUCGUCGCCACGAUUGAAGAGCUCCGCCUCAAGCCCGGCCGCCACUCCCUCCUGACCCACCACUCCCACCCCACCCACCACUACUUCCCAGCAGCUUCCCCAGCUGGGCGCGACGACCACCUCAAGAUCCACCGAAUGCGUCGUGCUCUCGACUCAUCCGACAUCGACCUCGUCAAGCUGAUGGUGAUGGGGGACGGUCUCGACCUCGACAAUGCCCUCGCCAUCCACUAUGCCGUACAAAACUGCAGCCGCGAGGUCGUGAAGGCCCUGCUCGAGUUCGGAGCAGCCGACGUCAACCGCCAGGCGGGGCCUGUCGGGAAGACACCCUUGCACAUUGCAGCCGAGAUGGUGAAUCCCGACAUGGUGUCGGUUCUCCUCGACCACCAUGCUGAUCCGAACGUCAGGACCAUUGAUGGUGUAUCCCCGCUCGACAAACUCCGCAACCUGACCUCUGACUUCCUCUUCAAAGGAGCAGUCCCGGGGCUGUCCCACAUUGAGCCCAACAAGCUCAGGCUGUGCCUCGAACUAGUCCAGUCAGCUGCGUUGGUUAUAUCCCGGGAACAGGAGGCGGCUGCUGCUGCCACCACCGCCUCCGCUACUGGAGGCGGUGCAAGCGGUGGAAGCAAUCUUAACACAGCCAUCCACCAGUCAAUGAGUACAGAAGAAAAUGAUUGCAAUAAUUCCACGGACACUGACAGCAGUAUGGUUAGCCUUAGUUUGAAUUCAAGGGCGGUGUACUUGAAUCUAGGAAUGGCUCCUGCUUCUCAUUUGGGUUGUACGAUUGGUAAUGGAAGGCAGUAACCGAAGUAGGUCUUCUUAUAUAAGCUAAGAUUUUGUCCAUUCUAUAUUGUCGUGAGGU